Messenger RNA from Didymodactylos carnosus, 1566 nucleotides. Lineage: Eukaryota; Metazoa; Rotifera; Eurotatoria; Philodinida; Philodinidae. The record is from the annotation of a GenBank genome assembly.
AUGACGGAUACUACUUCUCAACAACGAUCCAUAUCGCCAACUCCACUAUCAACAACUUAUUCGUCGAAUCAGAACGCCAUUUCUGCUUUGUCUUCAAAUUAUGUUUCAUCUACAAUCAAAUCACAAACGAUUACAACACCCAAUCAACAAUCAAACUCAGAAAUAACAUCUCAAAUAUCAAGUAGUACAUUAACAUCGAUGUCAUCCGGUAUUCUGUCUUCAGCAUCUUCAAUAGUAUCUGCUACUUCGGUAGGAAUUAAUACUUCGCCGUUGCAGCAAAAUAUUAGUUCUUCUGCGAUAAUUUCAAUUGGUGCAACUUCAGCUCUAACAACAUUAUCGAUAACACUAAUGAAUGCAACACUAACAAGUUCAACAGGUAUUGCUUAUACAAGCGCAACACCGACAAGCACAAGUACAGCAGCGUCGUUCAAUUCAGCCAGUGCUAAUUACUAUAUUGUAUACUAUUAUGUGACGCUUUGUAACAGUACGGUUUUUGGUCCCACUGUGAUCAAUGCUUUAAAUAAACUUUCGCCAAGUGCUGCGUCAACGUUAUUAGGCGGUAUCAUUAAACAAACUGGGCUUGAAUCAAGUUUAAAUGACACUGCUACAACAGCACCAAUAGAUAGAAAGCUUUGGUUAAUUGGUGCUAUAAUCGGUCCAGUUGCAUUUGUUGUGAUACUCAUUUUAGCUCUUUAUUAUUUACAUACCAAAUGUCGUACAAGAACAGGAGUUAAGAACAAGGGUGAUGUUAUACAGGCUAUCGCGAAUGAACCAUUGUCGUCACGAUAUGCUAUUGACGACUCGAAUUAUCGAAGUAUCAAUCAACAAUCUCAAGAACAAAGUCCGCCGCGUCUUCUAGAACCUCAAAAUAAUAAUCCAUUAGAUUCUCGGCAAAGAUCACAUGAUCUACCAGCGACAAACGCACAAUCAAGUCAAUUACAGUCGUCAUCCCCACCACAGUCAGAGCAAAUAUCACAGUUUCCUGUAUCAUCUAAUAUUCCGCUCCGUGUCACCAAUAGUAUUCAAACUAAAAAUGACGCUGGACAAUUGAGAAACCAGAAAAUGUAUCAACCACCGUUCACUGAUCUCAACAAUUCAAGAGACACGCGGCCGUUGCUGAAUUCAAUACGAUCGAAUGAAAUUCAAACAGAGCGAUAUAAAUUACAUCGUCUUCUGGAUGAAGUACUUAAUAAAGCCGAUAAUAAUUCGACAAAUCCUAAUCCACCCACUGAUAGAGUUGAUUCGAAUCUUUCCGGAUUAAGAUACAAUCAGUACUAUGCAGAUGAUCGUGUAGAAAUUCACGGUGAACCCUAUCAAGAAUCUGAUUGGCGUCAGAAUGAUCGACCACAAGCUGCCGGUAUAAAUCUUCGGCAGCAUACACUUGAUGAUGCUGGUAUCUAUCCUGGCUCGAUUCGACCAAGUGCUAGAACAUUGUAUAACGAUCCAGAAUUAUACAGAAGGCAAGUGAUGCGAGCACGAAAUAGGAAUAAUCUAGAUAGUGAUAAUAGUAAUCGGUUUCAUUUAAAUUCCUAUGAUACAGGUUAUACUUCUGAUCGAAGACAAUGA